Alligator mississippiensis (American alligator) is the source of this 11904-nucleotide messenger RNA. RefSeq names its product insulin like growth factor 1 receptor (gene IGF1R). The coding region runs from base 683 to 4774 and encodes 1363 amino acids. Gene Ontology annotation, cellular component: membrane; axon; insulin receptor complex. The record is from RefSeq and is a predicted model, not a curated record. Gene Ontology annotation, molecular function: insulin receptor substrate binding; insulin receptor activity; ATP binding. Gene Ontology annotation, biological process: positive regulation of phosphatidylinositol 3-kinase/protein kinase B signal transduction; multicellular organism development; glucose homeostasis. The transcript has 21 exons. NCBI's taxonomy places the organism in Eukaryota, Metazoa, Chordata, Crocodylia, Alligatoridae.
CGUGCGUGCGCGCCCGCCAGCCGGGUCCCCGUGCGGCGGCGGCAGCAGCGCGAGGCCGAGGCUGUUGUUUACGGGAGCAGCAGGAGGACGGCGGAGGCCUCCCGCCAUUUCAGCGCCCUCCUCCCCUCAGGGGGUGAUCCUGUGCGCGCGGAGCCGCUUUGUGCGCGGGCAGGGCGCGAGGACGACGCGGAGGAGGGGGGCAGCAGCAGCCCUCCAUUCAUCGUCCCCCGGGGCCCGGCUCUUCGUCUUCUUUUUUUUUGUUGUUGUUUUUUCAUUUAAUUGAAGAAUAAUUGUGCGGGGGAGGGGCACCACCCUUGAUUGAUUUUUUUGUUGUUGUUGUUAUUUUUUGGAGGAGGAGCGGGGUGAAAAUGGAGGCUGAGGAUGCCCCGCGCCGCCUCCCGCUCGCAGCCGGGCGCCGGGGCUCCCCGCCCGCCGCGCUGACCUGAUCCGCCGCGUGUCGGCUUAUUUAUUGGGGAAGCUUUUUGGUUUUUGUUUUUUUUUGGUUGGAGGGGAAGGGUUGUCUUUCCUCCCCUCCCCCUCAUUUUGGGGCUUUUUUUUUUUUUAAAUAUAUAUUUAUUUUUUAAGUGUUUUUUUUUUUUUCCUCCCCCCCUCUCCCCACCGUUUGUUUGUUUUUGUUUUGUUUCUGGGAACGGGGGGUUUUGUCCGUCGCAAAGGAAAAGGAAUGAAGCCUGGCGCCGCACCGGGGUCCCUCGCCUUGCUCUGGGGGCUGCUGCUGGGCUGCGCCGCGCUCUGCCUCUGCCCGGCCAGUGGAGAGAUUUGUGGGCCAAAUGUUGACAUUCGCAAUGAUAUCCAUGAGCUGAGGCGUCUUGAGAACUGCACAGUUGUUGAGGGUUUCCUGCAGAUCCUGCUCAUCUCCAAGGCAGACGACUACCGCAACUUCCGCUUCCCAAAGCUCACCAUGAUCACCGACUACUUGCUGCUGUUCCGUGUGGCAGGCUUGGAGAGCCUCAGCGAUCUCUUUCCCAACCUCACGGUCAUCCGUGGGAGGAACCUCUUCUACAACUAUGCCUUGGUUAUCUUUGAGAUGACAAACCUCAAAGAAAUUGGGCUUCACAACCUGAGGAACAUCACCCGAGGGGCCAUUCGGAUUGAGAAGAACUCUGACCUGUGUUACCUCUCCACGGUGGACUGGUCUCUGAUCCUAGACGCAGUGUCCAACAACUACAUUGUUGGGAAUAAGCCUCCAAAGGAGUGUGGGGACUUGUGUCCAGGGACGAUGGAAGAGAAACCAUUGUGUGAGAAGACAUCCAUUAACAAUGAGUACAACUAUCGCUGCUGGACCACCAACCACUGCCAGAAAAUGUGCCCCAGCUCUUGUGGCAAGCGAGCCUGCACAGACCAGAACGAAUGUUGCCACCCCGAGUGCUUGGGAAGCUGCACUGCGCCCGACAACAACACGGCUUGCGUGGCCUGCCGCAAUUACUUCAGCAACGGAGUCUGCGUGCCCGUUUGCCCCCCCAACACCUACAAGUUCGAAGGCUGGCGCUGUGUCACCAAAGAAGAGUGCGCCGAAGUCCCUACCUCAGAGCUAAGUGAAUACGAGAGGUUUGUGAUCCACAAUGACGAGUGCAUGGCCGAGUGUCCCUCUGGAUUCAUACGCAAUGGGAGCCAAAGCAUGUUCUGCAGCCCUUGCGAAGGGCCUUGCCCAAAAAUCUGUGAGGAGGAGAAAACGAAGACCAUUGAUUCUGUCACAUCAGCGCAGAUGUUGCAGGGGUGCACUGUCCUCAAGGGGAAUCUGCUUAUUAACAUCCGCCGUGGGAAUAAUAUUGCUUCAGAGCUGGAGAAUUUCAUGGGCCUGAUUGAGACGGUCACUGGGUAUGUGAAGAUUCGCCAUUCGCAUGCACUGGUUUCCUUAUCUUUCCUAAAGAAUCUCCGGUAUAUUUUGGGAGAGGAACAGCUGGAUGGGAAUUACUCUUUCUAUGUUCUGGACAACCAGAAUUUGCAGCAGCUGUGGGACUGGAACCACCACAAUUUGACCAUCAAGGAAGGCAAAAUGUACUUUGCAUUUAAUCCCAAGCUGUGUGUUUCUGAAAUUUACCGCAUGGAGGAUGUGUCGGGAACCAAGGGGCGGCAGAGCAAAGGAGAUAUAAAUCCCAGGAACAAUGGUGAAAGAGCCUCUUGUGAAAGCCACAUUCUGCGCUUUGUCUCCAACACCACCCUGAAGAACCGCAUUAAGUUGACCUGGGAACGAUACCGCCCUCCAGAUUACAGAGACCUUAUUAGCUUCACUGUGUACUACAAAGAGGCACCGUUCAAGAAUGUGACAGAGUAUGAUGGGCAGGAUGCGUGCGGCUCAAACAGCUGGAACAUGGUGGAUGUCGACCUGCCCCCAAACAAAGAGAACAACCCUGGGAUUUUGCUGCAGGGACUGAAACCUUGGACUCAAUAUGCCAUUUAUGUCAAGGCUGUUACCCUCACAAUGAUGGAGAACCACCACAUUCACGGAGCCAAGAGCGAGAUUGUGUAUAUACGCACCAAUGCUGCAGUGCCGUCUAUCCCUCUGGAUGUUAUUUCCGCAUCCAACUCUUCUUCCCAACUCAUUGUGAAAUGGAAUCCACCCUCUCUCCCCAAUGGCAACCUGUCUUAUUAUAUUGUUCGAUGGCAACAACAGCCCCAGGACAGUUACCUUUACCGGCACAACUACUGCUCCAAAGAUAAAGUCCCUAUUCGGAGAUAUGCUGAUGGGACCAUUGAUACAGAAGAAGCUACUGAGCCCACCAAGCCAGAGGGCUGUGGGGGAGAGAAAGGACCUUGCUGUGCCUGUCCCAAGACAGAGGCAGAAAAACAAGCAGAGAAGGAGGAGGCAGAGUACCGGAAAGUCUUUGAGAACUUCCUCCAUAACUCCAUCUUUGUCCCCAGACCUGACCGGAAGCGCAGGGACGUGUUUCGAGUUGCAAAUGCUACUCUUGCCAGUAGGAACAGGAACACGACAGGGACUGAUCACUUUGCUAAUGCUUCUGAUGCGGAGGAGAGUGAAAUGGAGUACCCCUUCUAUGAGACCAAAGUGGAAGGCAAGGAGAGGACUGUGAUCUCCCACCUCCAGCCUUUUACUCUUUACCGGAUUGAUAUUCACAGCUGCAACCAUGAAGCGGAGACCCUUGGCUGCAGUGCUUCCAACUUUGUCUUUGCAAGAACCAUGCCUGCAGAAGGAGCAGAUAACAUUCCAGGAGCAGUAACGUGGGAAGUGAAAGAAGAAAACACCAUCUACCUGAAGUGGUCAGAACCAGCAACCCCAAAUGGGUUGAUACUCAUGUACGAAAUCAAAUAUGGGCAACAUGGAGAGGAGAAGCGGGAAUGUGUUUCUAGGCAGGAAUACAAGAAGCUUGGAGGAGCAAAACUAACCCAUCUGAACCCUGGAAACUUUUCUGCCAGGGUGCAGGCCACUUCUUUGGCUGGCAAUGGGUCCUGGACUGAGCCGGUAUCUUUCUACGUACAGCCCAAACCAGCAGAGUAUGGGAACUUCUUGCACUUGAUCAUUGCGCUCCCCAUAGCGGUUCUGCUGAUCAUUGGAGGGCUGAUGAUAAUGCUGUAUGUCUUUAACAAAAAGAGGAACAGUGACAGAUUGGGAAAUGGAGUGCUGUAUGCUUCUGUGAACCCCGAGUACUUCAGUGCUUCCGAUGUGUAUGUUCCCGAUGAGUGGGAAGUGCCUCGCGAGAAGAUCACCAUGUGCCGGGAGCUUGGGCAGGGCUCCUUUGGAAUGGUAUAUGAGGGGAUAGCAAAGGGCGUGGUGAAGGACGAGCCAGAAACUCGGGUGGCCAUCAAAACGGUCAACGAGUCUGCCAGCAUGCGGGAGCGGAUCGAGUUCCUAAACGAGGCCUCAGUGAUGAAGGAGUUCAACUGCCACCACGUGGUACGGUUGCUUGGAGUCGUCUCUCAAGGCCAACCUACUCUGGUUAUUAUGGAACUGAUGACACGCGGGGAUCUCAAGAGCUACCUGAGGUCUCUGCGGCCAGACACUGAGAAUAACCCUGGCCAGGCGCCUCCAACUCUGAAGAAGAUGAUUCAGAUGGCAGGAGAGAUCGCAGACGGCAUGGCUUACCUCAACGCCAACAAAUUUGUUCACAGGGAUCUUGCUGCAAGAAAUUGCAUGGUGGCUGAAGACUUCACUGUGAAAAUUGGAGAUUUUGGCAUGACGAGAGAUAUAUAUGAGACAGAUUAUUAUCGGAAAGGAGGGAAAGGCUUGCUGCCGGUCCGCUGGAUGUCCCCGGAAUCACUGAAGGAUGGCGUCUUCACAACGCACUCUGAUGUCUGGUCCUUCGGUGUCGUCCUUUGGGAGAUUGCAACGUUAGCAGAGCAGCCGUACCAAGGCAUGUCCAACGAGCAAGUUCUCCGCUUUGUGAUGGAGGGAGGCCUGCUAGACAAACCAGACAACUGUCCUGAUAUGCUGUUUGAGUUGAUGCGCAUGUGCUGGCAGUACAACCCCAAAAUGAGGCCCUCCUUCCUGGAAAUCAUCGGUAGCAUUAAAGACGAGCUGGACCCAGCCUUCAAAGAGGUCUCCUUCUUCUACAGUGAAGAGAACAAGCCCCCUGACACGGAGGAGCUUGACCUGGAGACUGAAAACAUGGAGAGCAUUCCUUUAGACCCCUCCUCCACCCUCCAACCCACUGACAAGCACUCAGGACACAAAGCUGAGAAUGGCCCAGGCGUGGUGGUCCUGCGGGCCACCUUCGAGGAGAGACAGCCGUACGCACACAUGAACGGGGGACGCAAGAAUGAAAGGGCCUUGCCUUUGCCCCAGUCUUCGGCCUGCUGAUCCUUAGUACAAGAGUCUCUCGCCCACACACCCACCCACACGCACGCAAUUGAGGGAAGAAAGAAAGAAAAUUACAAUAUAUUCAAAAGCCUACUGUACCUCAGUGGAUCUUCAGAACUGCCAUAGCUGCACACAGGAGAAUCCUCUUUUCAGUCGACAUGUUCUAGUUUUUUCUUUUUUUCAAUAUGCAAGCAGAUGUUUGUUUCGGUAAUGGACUCCGCUCAUGGGGCGCACAGUUGGCCUUUUAAAACGCUAAUGUUAACACUUCAUAGCAACAGAAAAUCUUGAGAUCCAAUGUCUCUCUUUCUCUCUCUCUUUCUUUCUCUCUCUCUCCCUCCUCAUCCACCCUCUUCUUUCUGUCUCUCUCUGUCUCUCUCUGCUUCAUAAUGGGAAACAUAUCUGCGUGCAAGUUCAACCUUACAACACAGGCUAGGUGCCUCCCCGGUAGCCCUCACAAACACCUGCCUAACACUGUAGGUCUUUAUAAAAACCGAAUUUAAAAGAAAAAAAAAAAAGACUGGAUUUUUAAUGUUGCUCUUUAACCUUUUUAGGAACAUGUAAAAGAAUUAAAAAGGGCCAUCAUUCAUCCAAGGUUGUUACCAUUUUCAACGCUGCCAAAUUUUGCCAAAAAACUGAACUUUUAUUUGUUUUUUGUAGGCAUGGAAAGGAGCACAGUAACCAGCUGCUCUAUUUAAAGGAAAUACUGACCAAUACACUCCAUUCAAUCAUACACUGGUAUUUAAAAAAAAAAAAAAAAUCAAAUUUGUCUAGAUCUUUUUUUUUUUUUUUAAACUGGACAAAAAACAAAUUUUUUUUCUCAUGAUGGAGAAGACGGGGUGGGGUUUAGAAUCAGCCCUCCCCGCCACCCCAACACCCACCCUUACGAAUUCUGGACAAAACUGGCAGUGGUGAGCCAAACAUGCAUUUCGUGCAAAAAGUCAAUCGCACGCCAAAAAUCAAUACAGUAAACAGACGAACCGGAAGGGAUCUCCGUCGUGGCAGCCUGCCUUCCUUCGCAGGCUUGCAGGAAAGCGCACGUAGAAACACACAAAUUGGAGAUGACAGAAAGCAGUAAGCGGAUUCAAGCAUCCGGCGCUUUGUUGCCCUUUUCUCUCUGUUAUUAAGACUUCUCGAAGGGUCUUGCAGUUCUAUGUUAGACCAUGGAUCAUUUGCAUACACAUUGUCUUUUGUGUCACUUUUAUAACUUUUUUACGGUUCAGAUACUCAUCUAUAUGUCUGUACAGAAAGAAGCUGCUAUUUUUUUUGUUCUUUAUCUUUGUGGAUUUAAUCUAUGAAAACCUUCAGGUCUGCCCUCCUUCCCUUCCCCCCCCUCCCCCCUUUCCGACAAAUUUCUUAUGCUUUGUACUAUAGUGUGUAACUUUUACUUCCUCCUUCCCAGUAACGGAUACCUUUCAUAUGAUUUGCCAUGAACUGUUUAAUGCCUUUUUAUAAACACAUUUCCUCCUUUUUUUUCCCAUUAGUUGUUUUCCAACAUCUUGGCUGUGUGGGUUACAGGGCUCUUGAGGGAUCGGAGGAGAAGGGGGACACAUGACUGGUAGCACUCCCGCGAUACUGUGUCGUGGUGGUUCUUUUUAAUUCCCCAGCCUCCUUCCUUCCCGCUAACCUCCACCCAAACAGCACUCGAGUCUGUUACAGUGCAAGGCAUGAUACAAACUCAGGUCAGAAAAAAAAAAGGUUAAAUAUUUAGUACAUUCUUGUUCAGUGUUCAUAAUGAUCAUUGUACAAGAGUCUCACCCCCUCCUUCCCUUGCCUUUUGUUUUGGUUGUGACACACACACAGAUACACGCACGCACACUCGCACAUUUUUUUAAUUGUUGGGUACAACAGUAGACACCAGGCUUUUGGGUCACUAUUUUCUAAAACCGAAUAUUAAAACCCUUCCAUCCCAUGAACAACAGCUAAAUUGGUUGCUGCUGAUGGUGCCAGGGUUUUCUGAGACUCUGGCCAUUUAAAAUGCUUUGACCCAGCAGCCCCCUAGCCACUCGCCUUCCCAAUAAGCAAACGUUCAGGGGCCGCGUUCUGGGCUAUACCUUGCUUGAGCUCUCCAAAUGCAAUGACAUGAAGUUCAGAUCAUGUGGGGGGAGGGCCAGCGUGUUCUCCAGUGGCCGGGGGCUGCCAAAUUUGCUAGCAAAUGGAGAAAUGUUGGCAGCUACUGAGGUUUGUAUGAGUACAAGCUCAUUGCUCAGACCAAACUCCACAAUGAGAGAGAGAUUUGCUUGCUCGAUCAGUUCCAGAAGCCUUGGUGAAUUGUGGGACAGUGAUGGAGGGGGCCAUGAUGAUGUCUAGAACCAAGGAGCCAUGCCCGUUACUCAUCUUAACUUAGUUAUAGCAUGUAAACCCUUGUUUAGCACUGAUUCAACCAAAUGAUGGCAGUAGAGAUUGUCCUGGGAUGGAAAUGUUUAAAUUUUUUGAGUAAGAACAAGAAUUAAAAUAUACUGAUUGCUAGUUGUGACCGGAGGUUUAAAAAAAAAUGUUUGUAGUGCAUUUUGCUUGUGUAGUUUUAGGUCCCGCUAUCUUCUCUUGCUUCUGUCCCAUAGUUAUUUUUCCCUUUAAAAAAAAAUGAAAAAGACAAAAAAAAGUUUAAUUAAGAAGGUAUUCUAUGUAGGAUUUUUUAUUUAUUUUGUGAUAUCAGUUUAAAUCACUGUAGAGAUGCCCCAUAAUUAAAUUUAAAUACUGAGAUAAGGGUUUUUGAGUAUGACAGGGGGACAGUUUUUGAUUUUUUUCAAACAUUUAUCUACCUCACUCUUAUUUUUUUAUAUGUGUAUAUAUAUAAAAAAAAUACAUCUCACAUUUCUCAGCAGCCAAUAAACGCCGUUAAUACUGGUAACCUCUUACUCCACAAACCACACACUCUAGGUUUUGGAGAGGAGCAGUCACUACUUAUUGCAGAAGGUCACUUCAGAAGAUUUUUUUUUUUCCUCCCCUCAAAUUAUUGCCCAUCGCUCCUGCCCCCACCUGUUUUUGCUAGUAUUUUCUCCACUUGAAGACGUAUUGAUUUGUAGGGGUGGGAGACACCCGAGAGGAGUCUGACUUCUGACGCCCAUUCUUUGAGGAAUCUCAGAAGCGACUGAAUGCAUUGUCACUGCAAUCAGAGUUCAUCAAAGUGUAAUACAUCAAGCUGAGCAGAGCCAUCACUGGCUGUGACGUGAGCUCUGAAUGAUCAGCUUCGUUACAGAAAGUAGCUGUUUACAAUAUUCGAAGGUCCACGCUGGCUAGACCGAGGUAAACGGCCUUUCUGUUAAUCCUGUUGAGUGGGCUAAGUCAUUGCUGCCAAUUUUUCUCAGAUGCCACAAGCACCAGAAGGGACAUCAGAGUGAUUCAUUGCCUAAAAAUAAAUUGGAGCCUUCUUCCUUGAUCAAUCCAACCAUGAAAAAUCCCUUGGGCUACCUGAUAGUAACACUAGACUGAGUUUACAACUUUGGAUCUUUUACGUUUGCUGCUGCUUUUUGGUGAGAACACUGAUUUCUCAAAACGUAGGCAAAAUCCAAAAUUUGACUGUGCCAGUAUAAAUGCAGUCCCUCUCCACGCACGUCGGCCCCGUGGGUGCUGAUGGACCAGCCAUCAAACCGUAACUUCCCUCCGACCGUGUGCGACUGGUUUACAAGCAGCCUGCCAUCAACUUGAUGUAUAAUGUUUCUCUUUUUCUGAGUCUGGCAGCUGUUCAUGCAGGUGUUGGUUGUGGUAUCUGACUAAUGUGGUGCUUGGCUACUUUGAGAUGUGCAUGGCCUCUUGAGUAUACAGUGCUGCGGUUAAGUACUGCAGAGUUUGUCUUUGGAGGGAGCAUUUCCCUGUAACCCCAGAAAACCACCAGAAUUUCAGAUUCUCUGGGUUUUCUUUUGUUUUUGGAUUUUCUUAACUUCCCUGUGACCUUCUGGUCUAGUGACCGCUCCCCUCUCUUGCACAUACUGAUUUCCACAACUGGAGAUCCUCAGAUCUUUCAGCUGGCUAUGAGGGUUUUGUUAAAACUGUCCAAGUUAUUGGUUUUUAAUUGUACGUAGGUGGUUAAAAAAUUAGGAAAAAACAGUAACAAAGUAGUGCCCAUCAUAAAUAAACAUUUCAAAAGCACUUAAAUGAAAGGCAGUCACGUGACUAAAAGUAUGCAUGUGUGAUGACAAAGUCAGCUCUCUUGGACCAAACCACCUUAUCUUAUACCAUUGUGUUCACAUUUCUAGGCUAAUUCCAUUUUUGGUUCCCACCGCUCUUUUCUUGUUGUUUUGUGUGUGUGCAUUCUGAAUAGCUUUAUCCACAAUGUUCUUCAUGUAGAGACCUCCCUUUGACAGUAAAUCACAUUGUCUAUGCAUGUGAACACCUGAAAAUUUAAUGUUGGCUUGAUAUAGAAAUAAAAUGGUUUUGCAAUGCUGUCUUUUCCUGAGAGACCACUGGCUAGCCUGGUAUGGAGAAUUUAUUUAGAACUUCAGCUGUGCUUGAAUGCAUUUUUGUUAGUAACCCAAUUUGUGUUUAGAAUUGAAAACAACCCCCCCAAACAAGCAUUCUGACAAAGGGUACCAAGAUAUUGUAAUACAACACGAUAACCAGUUGGCAUCACAAAGGGAGCAAGAAGCUUUGAUUUCAAGUACUUUGGCCAUUCUUCUCACCUGACUUUGUCAUUGUUAAACCUUUCCAGUGGUACAGAAGGUGGUUUGGUUGCAAAGGAAGGUGACUUGUGUAAAUACAGAAUUGUCACACGCUUGGUACUAGAUAUGACAUUCUUCUGUUGGGAUGAUAAACUAUACAUAGAAACCAAGUCCGAUGGAAAACUUGAGGCCAGCCUGUGUUUCCACCAAGCCUCUUUCUCGGUGUGACGCCUCUGUUCGGUAAAGCUGGUUUUAAGUGAUGUACGACUCUAGAUUCAUUCGCACUGAUGCUCCUGUUGGUGUUUUAAAAAAACAAGUAGCCCAGUUUGCCCAGGAUGACUGGUCACCAGAUGGAACUGCUGUUGGGUCCUCUGGGAACUGCUGAGGGUUGUUUUAAUGCAAUCCAAGUCUAAAUGAACAGUACGCCUAUUGGUGGUGUAACUUCAUUCAUAUAUAUGAUGUAUUUUUUUUUUAAACCCCUUUUCAUUCCAUUAGUAAAAGUAAUGUUUUUUUUUUUCUGUUACUGUUUUAUUUUGUUUGUCAUAGAUGUAUUUAAUCACUGGGCUAAGCAACAGCAGGGGAAGGUGCGAGAGAUCCACUCCUUAUUAACCAGUGAUAAAAGCCAGAUAUCACAACUCAGCUCCAAGUAGUUGGUGCAGAUCAGAGUUAUAAAGGAAGGACAAUACGUAGGUUAAACACUAGCGACCAGAGGUGCUGAAGAUACAGAACUGUCACUAGACCAGAAGGCUUCAGCUGGUGCCUAAGCUCAGAAAACGGGUUGUUCUGAGACGAGGCACUUUUACAUUACUCUGUGUGGAUUUAAGAGCACAACCAGGUCACUGAGAAUUUUAAGGGAUAAUGGCAAGAGAUGCUGAAAAACGAGGGUGGAAACUGCUAUGUACGAAGACACAGGGCUCGGGUUCCCUGAGCUUGGGAUGUGGGAUGACAUCAAUGCUCAGGCAUAACGGCUCCUAAUCAUUUGGUACUUGUAAAUAAACCUCUUGGCUUCCAUCUGCGGUGGUCGGUUCAUUAUCCGGAGGUUUACAGAUGUUGUCAUUGGUUGGUAUGAGUUGCAGUGUCUCAACUUUCCAUCAGUCUGUUUUGCAAGUACCACGUGACUAUCACUAGUUUGUGUGUGCGCGCGCAUGUGUGCAUCUUUUUUUGUAUGUGUUACGUUGAUUAGCAACCAUUAGCAUUUUCAAUAGGGCUUUUAAGUCCAGUAGAUUACGGGUAGUCAGUUGACAAAGAUCUGGUUUACAAGAACUAAUUAAAUGUUUCAUUGCAUUUUGUAAGUACAUAGAAUAAUUUUAUAAAAUGUUUGUAGUUUAUAAAUGCCUAAAAUAUAAUUUAAAGGCACUUUUCUGUGUGUGGGUGUGUCUGUCUGAUCAGUUUUUUGACAGUACCAGUUUACUAGUUAGCUUUACAAUAUGCCAAAAAAGAUUGUUAAGUUUUUCAACUCACGGUUCAUCCCUUUUUUCUCAAGCUUUGUGUCCCAGUGUAUAGGAAAUGAAUAAAGAGGUUGGGGAAGUGUUCUGUAUCUUCAGUAUCCUGGUCUUCCAGAACCCUCUGGUUUGGGUGGGAUCAUCUUAACUGGUCAUUUCACUUUACUGUACAGUGCAGUUAACUUGAUGGAUUGCAAGAACCUCAUUGGUUAUGGAAACAGAAUAGGUAUUGCUGCUAAGCAGUCUUGGUUGUUGGUCAGGGCUUAUUUUAUGGUUGCCAGGUGGGUUAAAGAAUGUGACUGCGUAAAAAGCAUCACGAAAGGCAGUUUUCAUAAUUAUCAUUGAAUUUUUAAAAAGUAUGUUUACAGAUUUCUUAUAAUUUAAAAUGAUGGUUUUUUGUAUGCAACCUACACAGCGCAUAUAGAUACCUAACACCAUUUAAAAGUCUUUUGAAACAAACAAGGAAGGUCCCUAUUUAUUUUUAUUUAAGAAUACUGAAGAUCCCAUUUUCCUUCUGAAUUAGAUUGAACGUUACACCUUCCACCCCACCUUCUGAAGGGUUAAUGAUGGUUUAGAUGCAUUUUAAGAAUCAACCUUCUGUUUUCUAAACCAGUGAGGUUUGAGAGGAAAGGAUUGGCCAGAGUUUGUCUACCUCUGGGACAAAAACAAAACUAGAAAGCGCAAUGGAACUGAUGCAGUUGCAAAUACAACAUUUUCCAAGUUUUCUUGUUUAAAAAAAAAAAACAAAAAAAAAUUUUUUUUUAAAAAAGAGAAAAAAAAAUUAAAACAGUAAUAACAUGGCCAAUUUAUUACAUAAAAAGACUUGCUGUGUGUAAAUUAUUCCUAAAGAAAUUCCUGUGUUUAUAUAAAAUGAAUCAGUAGAUGAUAAAAUUUCAAAACGUUUUUGUAUAUUCUGUUGUAAGAAUUUAUUCCUGUUAUUGCGAUAUACUCUGGAUUCUUUACAUUAUGAAAAAAGAAACUUUGUCUAUUUUGAAUGGCUGAAGCUAAGGCUCCUUUAGUUUCUCUUACUCUGCUUUUUUCUAGUAGUUACAGUACUACAUGAUUUAAGUUAAAUAAAAGAAUUCUGUAUGCA